Molecule: messenger RNA, 1790 nt
Organism: Nilaparvata lugens (brown planthopper)
Lineage: Eukaryota; Metazoa; Arthropoda; Insecta; Hemiptera; Delphacidae
Product: sodium channel protein Nach-like
Biological process (GO): sodium ion transmembrane transport
Cellular component (GO): membrane
Molecular function (GO): ligand-gated sodium channel activity
Source: RefSeq, a predicted model, not a curated record
AUGAUAGAACCGAUAGAACGGCGCUACAAAGGAUUAGGAGGUGUUCUCACAUCUUCAUUCUGUCACCAGGCUAUUGCAUUUUGGUCGAUGAUAGUGUUGGCCGGAGCUUGGGGUGCCAUCCACAUGAGCCUCUCCACCUGGCACCGCUACCAAGUGAUGCCAACUGUCAUUUCCAUGGAGCGAGAUUACAAGGAGUGGAACACAUCGUUCCCAGCUGUCACUAUCUGCCCAAUCAGCAAGGUUGAUGAGAGUUUACUGGAAGUUGUCAUUGGGCAAGAGUUUCCUAAUGAGUACAACAACGAGGAUAUGAAGGAAUUUGUGAAAGAACUGAUGAAUGCCGAUUACUCGACAUUUUCGAAUAUAAGGGAAUACACAGGAAUUCGACCUGAUAAGUUUCUGUCGAUAAUUGAUGAAACGCAUGAGAACUUCUCGUAUAGCCUGAGCAGCAGUCACUCGGAUGUGUACGGCAUUCUGGACAUGGUCAAGUCCAUGACAGAACUAGGAGAGUGCUACAGUUUCAAUUCUAUGGUAGCCGUGUACAGCCAGAUAAGCUAUUGGAAGAAUGGGAAGUUCAGUGUGGUUGAGCAGCCAGAGCCCUUCACUGGGAGUCCCCUUGAUGGUGAUAUGUUUGCGCAAGUCAUGAGGAUGAGCAGUGGUUAUAUGUUGUACAUUCACGGGCCAUACGAAACGUUCGACAUAGCGAGCAAAGCGAACUUCUCUCCGUACAUGAAGUACAAAACGCUGGAGCUGAGUGCACUGAGCAUCUACAGCACAGCUGAGACGCGCACUCUGACCAUCGCACAGCGCAAGUGCCGGUUCUCGGACGAGUCCAACCUCAAGUUGGCGCCAGUUUACACCUACAAGCUGUGUCGCAUGCAGUGUCGUAUGCAGCUCGCCCUCCAAUUCUGCAGAUGUGUGCCGCAUUUCUACAGACCUCAGAAGGGCUAUAAAAUCUGUGAUGUCUAUGGAAUGCACUGCCUAGGAAAAUAUCAUGAUGUUUUGAUAAAAUUGAGAGACCCGACAAAGAAUGAUGCCAAAAUGCCAUGCGACUGUUUACCACCCUGUGAUGACAUUAUGUACGCUGUUGAGAGCGAAACAACAAUGGAAUGGUUUCUAGGAACAAAUUUGAAAUGGGGUUUGGUAAAAUAUCCCAGGUUAAGACUGAAACGAGACAUAAUUUUUGGAUUCACCGACUUAUUAGUUUCAAUCGGAGGAACAGCCGGCUUAUUCCUAGGUUGCAGUGUGCUCAGCUUCAUUGAGUUCAUCUACUUUUUCACAUUACGUGCCUGGUUCACCUGGAGGAAAUCUAGCGGAAAGAGAAGAAAUUCCAACAUUGUAUUACCAUCUCAAGGGCAGAGGAUGAGAUUUUUCACUCCGAAAACAACCUUUUUACAUUAGAUUCAUGAUCUCCUUCAUGCUCUUUAACAAGUAAUUGUAUCUCUCUAUAACUCUAUUAUAAUAAUGUUAUACUCUCUGGCUAAUUUUUUGUGAAGGCUUUAAAACUCCAAAAACAGACAUUCUCUUUGAUAAUCUUAAUCACUUCAUCCAAAUGAAAGUCUGGAGUUGGGAUGAUUGCGAGAAAUCAAUGACUCAGGUUAGCAACAAUCGGUUUAAUUUAGUAAGAUAAAUUUGAUGAAUCGAUCGAUAGGGAGAAAACUGUUGAGAAAAUGUUAUUCUAAUUAGCCUAACUGAAUUCUAAUUAAUUUAUUGAAUUUAAUUGGAGAAGAACCUAAUCACUCAGGAUACACGAUGUUUUAUAAUAACUACAGUUACGGUAUCUUGUAACUGUA